This is a messenger RNA of Coregonus sp. 'balchen', 2552 nucleotides long. The record is from the annotation of a GenBank genome assembly. Lineage: Eukaryota; Metazoa; Chordata; Actinopteri; Salmoniformes; Salmonidae.
AUGAGCAGAAUCAACACUGCAGCAUCUGGGACUCUACAUGACUCCUUCAUCUGUCUGGUCAACCAGAUCAUUGGCCAGGUCCUUGAUAAGGCAGCUAUUCAAAUUCUUCUAGAGGAGCUAAACCUCUCCAACACAGAUAACAUUUGUGGGGUUCCCUCCAUCUCCUCCAGAGAGCUGCCAGUGAGUUCUGUGGCCCCUCAGGAUGGCACACUGCAUGUCAGUGAUGAGGCGCUGACCACCUAGAACACUACGCUCCAUCAAGGGGAGUCCUUCUACAUCUGCAUUGCUUGCUGUUUGGGGUUUUAGGCUGGGUUUCUGUAUAGCACUUUGUGACAUCUGCUGAUGUAAAAAGGGCUUUAUAAAUAAAAUGUGAUUGAUUGAUUGAUUGACUGUAGCAGCCUGCAGCCUUCUCCAAGAGGACACAGAGGAAUCAGAGAAAUAACUGUCCUCCACCAGCCUCUCCACUGCUACAGGUGGAAUUGCAUUAUUCUUCCUGUUCCAAGGCAGAAAUUGUCCAUAAAAUACAUUUAAGAGAAUUAGAAAAGCACCUGCAUGUCAAGCUGGUGCUGGGGGUCAUGAAAAAGGUUGCCUACAACCCCCUGAAGUUUCACACCUUAAUUAUCAUCUGAAUUGUCAAAGACAUUUACAUUUUACAUUUACGUAAUUUAGCAGACGCAUAUAAAGUUGUAUUUAAUUUAGCAUAAAAAGCACAAAACAACUACACUCCCACGUGUGUAAUACAAUCAUAUUCGAAUCUCUGGCUAUAGGCUAGAACAGGCUAUAGAAAAUAUGUCACUAUGAGUAAAAUAUCGAAAUAUAUGGUGGUAAAAAAAAAAAUAUAUAUAUAUAUAUAUCUGUUGUAAUAUGUUUAUGAAAUAGAUAAAAAAUAAAAAUAAAUUACACUCAAAUACAAAUACUAAAAUACCAAUGUACUUGUCUAAAAUGUUGUCUAUCUCCAGACUUUUUUGCCUCUGCGGCUGAUGCCAUGAAGUGGAUUAUCUCAAUUUCAAACCAACAUCUUUGCGUUCAAACGCUUGUGACUAGCACUUCGAUUGGAUGAAAAACGAUAGCCAAUCGUAGCUCUGAAUGGAACGAGGGUGAUUUUGCAUUUCGAUGACAUUCAUGUUGUGCCUAGCGCGUACCUCAGUGGCCUAGCUAGCUAAGUCAGUGAUAAAACCGUCUAAAAUGAAUAUUAUCAGGUCGUCAUUUUCCAGGUUUCAUGGAGUGAUAUGCCCCACCAGGUAAUUAGCUACGAUCUUGAAAUUAAUAUGAAAAGUGUAUGUUUUAGAAGUCCUCAUGGCAUGAAAUGUUCAGGUUCCACGUAGGCUAGGUAGCUAGCUAGCUACACUUAGUUAGCUAACGUAAUCUGGCUAACUCUCUGGGAAUGAUGUUGUUGCCACCCUCCAUGUCUUACCACAUCAAAUGUGUUGCUUACAUGCUUGGAUUUUACUUUAAAUAAUGUUUGAAUGUUAAGUGAACUAGCUAUCCAUGAACUGAUGCUAACUAACCCUCAUGACAAAGUCUGCUUUAAAAAUCAAACUUAGAUAGCUAACUAUACAUUUUCACAAACCAACAACCAUAUUUUCCUGAAACUUGAAUGCGUUCGCACUCUGCUGAAUAGUUUACAUGGUUAAAUCAUAAAACUAAUAACGUACGCUUAUUAUCCAACAGGAUUGUUGCACCACAGCUUCCAGGAUCCAGUGGCCCCCAGCCACGAGCUCUGAGUGGUUGGGUGCUGUCCCAGGCCUGUGUACCUCCACAGACCUCUCGGUGUGGACCUCUCACAUCACAGGCAGAGGGGGCUGGGGUGUUUCAGCAACUCCCCUGGCACCACCAACAGAUCCGCACAGGGAAGCGGGGCACAGAGUAUCAGCCCAAGAAUAUAAAGCGGAAGAGGACCCACGGCUGGAUCAAGAGGAUCAGCACUCAGGGUGGCAUCGAGGUGAUUCUCCGUAGAAUGCUGAAAGGUCGAAAAUCCCUGUCACACUAAGCACCCAAUGGACAAACAUUUUUCGGUUAACUUAUUGACGUACCCAGGUUUUGCCACCACUGUUGAAGAAGAUGCCUAACAACUUCAAGACUUACUGGCCCAGUUUUGUGUAGAACUGGAUGUCAGUUAUUGGGUAUGUGAAGGCUGAUGUUUGUCCAUGUAAAUGGAUAUGUCUUUUACACACUUUGACAAAUGUUUUCCCAUCAUGUAUUUCAGCAACUAUCUCGCAGAAGCUAAGAAGUAGUGCAGAGCCUUGCUGUUACCAUCAGUGAAUUUGAAAUGGCAUAUGACCUUGUUAAGUCAUGCAGGAUGAAAGUUAUGAUAAAAUACCCAAAGUUGCACAUGUCAACAUACAGUGGUGGGGUUGAACUAGGUCCAGAAUUUGAAUAUUGUACUUUAAUAAAUAGGUGCUGGGCUAUAAACAUCUGCGCUAUUAAGUUACUGCGAAAAUAGAUACACCUUCUGACCUUCAUCAAUUUUAAAGCUAAUACACGUUUGUCAUUCAAGUCUUUGUCUUGCUCAAAUAAAAGCAGUCUGUGAGUUUCUGAAUAAAUAAAUACAC